CAGGCUCGGAGAUUAUCCAUUCAGCGCUGCAUACUUUCCUUGCUACAUGCAUGCACGUGUCGUGAUGCCAACUGCAGGUUAGCCAGCUGCCAGAAGAUGAAGAAAGUUAUCAUGCACACAAAACAGUGCAAGCGAAAACAUACCCACAACUGCCCCAUAUGCAAGCAGCUUUUUGCUCUCUGCUGGUACCAUGCUAAACAUUGUAGAGAGAUAAAGUGCCAGGUCCCUUACUGCUUGACUUUCAAGCAGAAG
Helobdella robusta is the source of this 252-nucleotide messenger RNA. RefSeq lists its product as hypothetical. Gene Ontology annotation, biological process: positive regulation of transcription by RNA polymerase II. Gene Ontology annotation, cellular component: histone acetyltransferase complex; transcription regulator complex. The annotation marks the transcript as partial. Lineage: Eukaryota; Metazoa; Annelida; Clitellata; Rhynchobdellida; Glossiphoniidae. Gene Ontology annotation, molecular function: chromatin DNA binding; histone acetyltransferase activity; transcription coactivator activity. The record is from RefSeq and is a predicted model, not a curated record. The transcript is spliced from 2 exons.